Messenger RNA from Australozyma saopauloensis, 1731 nucleotides. It is a transcript of the gene UME7, whose product is annotated as DNA-binding transcriptional regulator. The transcript has a single exon. The record is from RefSeq and is a predicted model, not a curated record. Gene Ontology annotation, molecular function: DNA-binding transcription factor activity, RNA polymerase II-specific; zinc ion binding. The coding region runs from base 1 to 1731 and encodes 576 amino acids. Gene Ontology annotation, biological process: regulation of DNA-templated transcription. NCBI's taxonomy places the organism in Eukaryota, Fungi, Ascomycota, Pichiomycetes, Serinales, Metschnikowiaceae.
AUGUCUAGCCCCAAUAAGUUAGGCGAUUGCGAAGCCAUAAAUAACUUUCCUACUUGUUGGCCAUUUCCUUAUGGCCAAGGCUUCGAUCCCCGUCAUGGCGCUUCGGAAUUUACCGUUCAUGGCGCUAUAUCAGGCAACCUAGCCAAUAGCCACCACAAGGAGAGUCACCGCACCAGUAUUUGGGAUAGAUUACGGGAUAUCAGCAUGGACCGGGCAGAUUCAAGAAAGCCACAGAGCUCCUUAAAUAGAUUUUCCGAAGCCUGCUCAAUAGCUCCGAUCAGAGAACAACUUCAGGGUCCUGACUGUGGCCUAGGAAGUUUAUUCACUGAAAAUGGUAAGGAGCUGAGGUACUUCAAGAAGGUAUUCUGUGAUUCAUCCUUGCUAGCUGCCUCUCUCUGUGGUUCGCCAAGAGGGAAGUUCACCCAGCAAUUAUGCACAGCACUGAACCAGCGCUACACAAUUCCCAGCGUUGAAAUGGAAGAAGAAAGCUUUGUGAAACAUGAUUCAUCGCCUCUUUUUUCUGUCAAUUUGCCGUCAACUUGCAAUCCAAACUUCAUGGGCCCUAGCGUUGGCAGUCUUCAUAAGUUAGAAAAACAAAUUGGUGAUCCAGAUGAUGCUCAGAAUUUCAUUUCCAUGAGACUGCUAAACUCAAACUACAUUUUGGAUGCUUCAAUUUUGGAACAGAAAUCGCCGUUUCCGUUUGACGUUUCCGAUUCAAGAUCUAUCAGGAAGGAUUCCAGUUGUGCAUCACAAGGCAGCUGGAGACUGAGACCUCAACAAUAUGGUAGAAUUGCCGCUUCGCCAAGAGAACCCUCGCGUUCUAUUUUGAAUCUUCAAGAGACUUCAACGCCGACAUUGACUAAAAUUCUUCCAAUAACCGAGAGCGCCAGGCUAUUUGACGAUGAUGAGCUGAGAACCCAGUCUUCAGAUGAGCUGGAUAUCAGCUUGGACAGUAUUAGAAGCCUGCGUUGCGGCCAUGAGGGCCCAAGCCAGCUUACUUUCAAAGCGGAAUCGUCUGUCGAACAAACAUCGACCACAGCAAAACGAACGGCACGGAAAUCUGUUCUAAAACCUCAUCAGGGUUACCAGAGCUUUCGCAGGGUGAGUCGUUCGAUUGCAGAAUCUGCAAUUAAUCCCGCUACUGACAGGGAAAGUGAGGACAUCAAUAGUGAUUCUGAAUCACCGACAAAUGGAAAGUUUAUUGUUAAGCUCAAAUUUGAUCUGAUUAAAUCUAGAGUCACUGUCAGUCGAUACAUGAUGAUGCUGACUUGUCGUAUGAAACCGCAGCGGAGAACCUACAACAGGAAAAAGGGCCCAAAUAAAGGGAAGAUUAGAAAAAAGCAAGCCUGGGAGGAUAAAAAAAUGAGGCAAGCUACUGCGGCCUCUGGUGGGAUCGAAAAUAGAGCGAACAAAGGCGGGCCAAACGAAGCGUCCAAAGCAACAGGAUCAAACACAUACUCAAACAAACCCAACGGGUGCUGGACGUGCCGCAUCAGACACAAGGCAUGUCCCCAGGACGGAGAGAUUUGCAGCGCAUGUGUGCGGCUCCAUCUCGACUGCGACCGAUCGGCCACCACACCACACUACAUUGUCUCACGCGAGGCGUGCAAACAGAGGAAGAAGGAGAUCAAGGAAGUGACCGAUGUGUAUCGUCGCAUAGCGUUGCAGGCCGGGCGAAAGGUGCAAGUAUGGAUUCGAAAGAAUGGCACAAGACGGCGCCAGAAGCUGUGA